This is a messenger RNA of Anastrepha ludens (Mexican fruit fly), 590 nucleotides long. RefSeq lists its product as uncharacterized. Lineage: Eukaryota; Metazoa; Arthropoda; Insecta; Diptera; Tephritidae. Bases 39 to 590 code for a protein of 183 amino acids. The record is from RefSeq and is a predicted model, not a curated record. The transcript is spliced from 3 exons.
UCAAAAACAAAGUAUAGACAAACAAAAACUAUCCCAAAAUGUUUCGUAUACAAAAAUUGCUGCUUGAAGAAUUUCGUGAAAUCUACGAGCCUGUCAUUGUGGAGAAUCCAUUCACGCAGGUGACCGAAGAUGGGCAGGGUAUAAGGCAGUACCACAUAGGUCUCACACCUUCAAAAAUCAUCUUUGGAUGUGACGAUUUCGAUUUGACGGAUCGGGAUUAUUAUGGCUGGCAAAAUAUGGAUCCGGAAAUCGAAACAUUUGAAUUGGUCAGCUUGUUGCCACUGCAGUUUUUACUAGUGAAAUUCUUUCGCAAACAGGGACGUUACAUUAUGCGCCUGUGCAUUGUGGGUGAUGAGGACAAGCCGAUGUUUUUUGAAUUUGGUGGGCACUUGUAUAAGAAUUUAUUCUGGAAUACUUGGCGUGAACGAAUCGCCACAAUACGAUUAUCGCAGCCUUUGCUCUUUAACAUAUCUGGCUGUAGUCCAUUUUCAAGCACAGAUGUGUUGAUUGAGGAUGAGGAGGUACAAGCGCUAGUCCAUUCUGAGCCACGUUCAGUGACUAGUUUUUGCGCGAGCUAUAGCUACCAGUGA